Molecule: messenger RNA, 3210 nt
Organism: Drosophila willistoni
Lineage: Eukaryota; Metazoa; Arthropoda; Insecta; Diptera; Drosophilidae
Gene: Rassf
Product: serine-rich adhesin for platelets
Exons: 7
Coding region: 335-2794 (819 amino acids)
Biological process (GO): signal transduction
Source: RefSeq, a predicted model, not a curated record
CUGGCAAAACAUUUUUCCGGAUUCCAGCGAGGAGUUCUACUAUCUUUUUGGUGCUGUUCUUUGUGUAAUUCUUGAUUUAUAUCCACCGUACAUGCCUUGCUUUGGGCAUUUGCAAGUGUCUAGUGCUAGUUUCAUUUAUAAAACAAUGAAUAUUGCGGUCUUUUCAGCCAAAUGAUGGCCAAGUGAAAGCUUAAGAAAUUCGAAUCUCUCUAGUUCCUUUUUUUCCCUGUGUUUACUUUGCCCUUUGUCUUCUUUAGUUCUCCAGUUUUGUGUUUUCUUGUUUUGUUUGCCAAUUCAUUUGCAUUUAAUUUACGUCACCAAAAUAAACAACGGAAUGUGGAAGUGCCACAAGUGCGGCAAACCUGUUUUCUUCGCGGAACGUAAACAAUCUCUGGGCUAUGAUUGGCAUCCAGAAUGUUUGCGAUGUGAAGAGUGCGGGAAAAGGUUAAAUCCAGGUCAGCAUGCUGAGCACAAGGGAGUGCCCUAUUGUCAUGUACCCUGUUAUGGUGCUCUGUUUGGACCGCAGCUGUUCGGACAUGGCACGCGUGUUGAGUCACACAAGAGCUAUGGUGUGGCCAAGACUGGCUCAAAGCCACCUGGUGCCCAGGUCAAUGGACCCGCCUUGCCGCGUGAUCACCUGGAAUCCAAAAUAAAGGUCUACAAUCAAUUUUAUGACAAUAAAAGCCUUGAGAUACGCAGUCGUGAGGUGAAUAACCGCUUGAUAUUGGAGGGAGCAUUGCGAGUCUAUUGGGGAGUCCAAGGAGUGAUUCAUCUAAAAGAAGACGAUGAUCAGCGAACGUUUAUAGUGCGCAAGAGAAAUUCUUGUCGCGUGUCCAAAGCGGCAGAUGACAGCAGCUCGGACAAGGAGAACGAGGAGGCUAGUGAAUCUGUGGCCCCAGUGACGACAGCUACAACGACCGGCGAUGUGGAUCCAAUUUCCACGGAUGUUUCGCUCUCAGAAAGCAUGACUUUUGAUUCCUGCAGCCUUAACGAGAUUUCCGAGUUACCCACUACACCGGAAGAUGCUUCUGCUAAUACAACGCCCAGUGGACAGCAGGGGCAGGUUAACCAAGUGGUGGUUAACGGACUUGAAGAUGAGGAUACUACCACUACAACGGAAUCAUCCAGCACCUUGGUGGAGGGAAUAACGAGUAGCACUAGUUGCGCGUCCAUUACGUUGCCUUCAAAGUUGGAUAAGCUAGAAAAGUUGGAUUGGGAUGACAUAGACGAUCUCUUGCAGGUGGAACGGCGUCACAAUGACAAGGAUAAAAUCUAUGAAACAAUGCCCGUAAAACUUCCCUCGUCUUCAUCGCUAUCCUCCAGUGAUAGUUCUCCUACCAAGACCAGUACUGACAGCACAACAACAACAACAAGCAAUUCCAGCACAGAUAAUUUUAUGACUGCAACCGGAUCGUUAACUUCUAAUACCAACACACAAAACACAACAACUGUGAGCACGGCCAACACCACACUGGACACUAGUGCCGCAACCAACUACGAAACCUCAGAUGAUGCCACCCUUAAGCCGAUGGACUUUGAGGAUUUCAAGCGGAGCGUUCAUCAGGAUUAUGUGAACGGGGCUAACUCGUUUCAGGAACCUAAUGAGGGAACGCUAAAACGCAACCAGCCCAUAGAUCCAUCUCGCAUACACGAUUCCCUUAAGUUAUAUGGAGAGAAUUCGGCGAUGAGCAAAAGUUUCAAUUGUGAGCAUGCUCUACGUUCCAUCGAUCCUAGUUUUAUAAACGACACCAUCAACUUGCGUAGUAGCAUAGAUUCGCCAUCUCGUUCAUCGCAACGUAAAUAUGCCUUGCAAAAGAGCGGAUCGGCAUCGGCCGCAUCAACGACAGCAUCAGAUAAGCAGGCAAAGGCUUCACUGCAGCCUGGCCGUCAGUUGUUCGAGAAGGGAAUCAAUCGUUCCAAAUCGGGACCCAGCUGUUUUGUCUAUUCGGAUAGUGACGAUGACGACGAUGCCACAUUACGGCCUCAAAGAUUGGCCACUAUAAGACGGAGUGAUGUACCGCCGCGUUACAUACAAAUCCAAAUGAACUGUUAUCCUAAAGAAAAAGGCGGCGUUGGCGGUAGUGAAUGCGAUUCUCUAACUAAUAGUGGAGCUGUUGCUGGCGACGAGCUUACCCAAACGGAGGAGCUCUAUACAGCCACCGAAGGCAAGUCGGGACGUGGUGAUGCUGUUGAUGCUGGUGCUACUGAGCCUGGUUUGCAUGUGACUGAAGAUGGUGUGGUUCUAAGAAGACCACCGCGAAGUGGAGCUGCUGCCAUUAAGCGUCGCAGUGGUAAUCGACGUUCCCGCACUAAACUGAAGCGUCGUUGUUCGAUUAAUGGACACUAUUAUAAUCGUGAGACUUCCUUUUUUACACCGCCCUAUGGUUCUCAGAUGUCUGUGUGGGUAACUUCAUUAGUAACCACGCCGGAAGUAAUCAAUUUGGUACUUGAAAAGUAUAAAGUGGAUAGUCGACCAGAGAAUUUCUCACUUUUCAUAGUACGUGAUAAUGGUGAGCAGAAGCGUCUGCGUGAUGAUGAAUAUCCUUUAAUAACACGUGUCACUCUGGGACCGCAUGAGGAUGUGGCUCGUCUAUUUUUGGUUGAUGCGCGUAAAACUGAUGAAAUCAGUAACGAAGUUGCUCAAUUUUUAAAUCUAUCAUUACCCGAAUGUCGUGCCAUAUUGGAUCGUUACGAUCAGGAAGUGGCCCGUGAAGUGGCCAAAAUAAAGGAAAGAUUCGCUGAAUUACGUCGUCGCAUUGUAGCGCGUAUGGAAUCUCUAAAAGUUCAUUUGUGAAUGCAACAAUGGAAUCUCCAGCCACAAAAAUACCAACAAAACAUAUUCAUAAAAUUAAGCCAUUAUAUUAAAACGAAGAAACGAAUGGCAACCCAUAUUUGGGCUAUACAGAGAGUAUUCUUUUUUAUACAAACAAUCAAACAAACACAAAAAUUAAUGUUUAUAAGUAGUGCUUAGUCAAAAUUAUGCAUUAGCAAUUUUUAUACGUGGCCCAGUGAACAAAGCAGCUGCCGAAAACUAACAAAGCAAAAGAAAAAAAAAAGAUAUUAUUUUCAUUCUUAUUAACGUGUUUAUGAUUCUGAGUUUUUCUUGUUUUUUUUUUUGUAGAAAGCAUUUAAGACUUGUAACUAACCCAAAAAUUAAUAUUAAUCAUCUUUACAUUACCAUACAGAUAAAUCUAUAUAUUUUGUUUUGAA